Molecule: messenger RNA, 1542 nt
Organism: Scleropages formosus (Asian bonytongue)
Lineage: Eukaryota; Metazoa; Chordata; Actinopteri; Osteoglossiformes; Osteoglossidae
Gene: pmpcb
Product: peptidase, mitochondrial processing subunit beta
Exons: 13
Coding region: 15-1463 (482 amino acids)
Cellular component (GO): mitochondrion
Molecular function (GO): metal ion binding; metalloendopeptidase activity
Source: RefSeq, a predicted model, not a curated record
UAUGAGUAAACAACAUGGCGGCGUCCCUGCGCUACCUGUGUCGUGCGGGAAGACAGCUGGUCAGGGGUGGUUUAUUGAAGACGCACACCUUUCCCGGGCCCCUUACUGCGCCCAGACACAGAGCAACACAGGCUGCCGCACAGGUGGUGUUAAAUGUUCCUGAAACGAAGGUGACCACGCUGGAGAAUGGGCUCCGGGUGGCGUCCGAAGACUCGGGUCUACCCACGUGCACAGUUGGCCUGUGGAUCGAUGCAGGAAGUCGGUAUGAAAACGAAAGGAAUAAUGGCACAGCUCAUUUUCUGGAACAUAUGGCCUUUAAGGGCACAAGGAAGCGUUCUCAGCUCGACCUGGAGCUGGAGAUCGAGAACAUGGGAGCUCACCUGAACGCAUACACUUCGCGAGAGCAGACUGUCUACUAUGCUAAGGCCUUUUCUAAGGAUCUCCCCAGAGCUGUGGAGAUCCUCGCUGACAUCAUUCAGAACAGCACCCUGGGGGAGGCAGAGAUUGAACGUGAGCGAGGUGUCAUCCUCAGGGAGAUGCAGGAAGUGGAGACCAACCUGCAAGAAGUGGUCUUCGACUACCUCCAUGCCACGGCGUACCAGGAAACUGCGCUUGGCAGAACUAUCCUAGGGCCCACCGAAAACAUCAAAACUAUAAACAGGGCUGAUCUUGUGGAAUACAUCACGUUACACUACAAAGGCCCCAGAAUUGUGCUGGCAGCUGCUGGAGGAGUUUCCCAUGACGAGCUCAUAGAGUUGGCGAGAUACCACUUUGGGAAGCUGCCUGCUAGGUUCAAAGGCGAGGCCCCGGCUCUUCCGCCAUGCAAGUUCACUGGCAGCGAAAUCCGUGUGCGUGAUGACAAGAUGCCCUUGGCACAUAUUGCUGUAGCAGUUGAGGCCGUGGGCUGGUCACACCCGGACACCAUCCCCCUCAUGGUGGCCAACACACUCAUUGGAAACUGGGACCGGUCGUAUGGGGGAGGCGUGAACCUCUCCAGCAAGUUGGCACAAAUGGCUUGCCAGGGCAACUUAUGCCACAGUUUCCAAUCCUUCAAUACAUGCUAUACAGACACAGGCUUGUGGGGGCUCUACAUGGUGUGCGAGCCAGCCACCAUCAGCGACAUGCUGCAUUUUACCCAGCAGGAAUGGAUGUCUCUGUGCACCACUGUCACUGAGAAUGAGGUUGCAAGGGCCAAGAACCUCCUCAAGACAAACAUGCUUCUGCAUUUGGAUGGCUCCACACCCAUUUGUGAAGACAUCGGCAGACAGAUGCUUUGCUACAGCCGCAGGAUUCCUCUCCAUGAACUAGAAGCUAGGAUUGAUGCCAUUAAUGCACAAACCAUUAAGGAUGUUUGUACAAAGUACAUCUACAAUAAACCCCCUGCCAUUGCAGCUGUAGGACCAAUUGAACAACUGCCAGAUUACAAUCGGAUCCAGAGUGGAAUGUACUGGCUGAAGCCUUGACAACCUGCACUCUAGAGCAGGGACCGUAUAUGCAUGUGCAUCAUUAAACCAUACCUUCAAAGCACAGUAUUUCGUUCUG